Parastagonospora nodorum SN15 is the source of this 2514-nucleotide messenger RNA. RefSeq lists its product as hypothetical. Gene Ontology annotation, biological process: carbohydrate metabolic process. The coding region runs from base 1 to 2514 and encodes 837 amino acids. Lineage: Eukaryota; Fungi; Ascomycota; Dothideomycetes; Pleosporales; Phaeosphaeriaceae. Gene Ontology annotation, molecular function: hydrolase activity, hydrolyzing O-glycosyl compounds. The transcript has 2 exons. The record is from RefSeq and is a predicted model, not a curated record.
AUGUUGAGCAGCGCUUACGGAAUUGCCCUGACGGCUCUGCUGCUAGCCACCAAUCUGCCCCUGGCAGCUGCUGGCGCUACUCCCACGAAUCGCACUACUGUCGGCGGGCGCGAGCGGAUUGGUAUCAACUACGGCUGGCGCUUCCAACGCUUCACCUCCAAUCCCGACUCGCUGUCUUACAACACACUGAAGUCCUGGAUCCUCCCUUCAGGCAACGAUUUCAUCAAAAGUUCAGGCUCCAAGAAGACUCGUCCCACUGGCCCUCAGCCAGGUGCCAACCUCAACUUCACUCAGGCUUCUUUCAACGAUGCAAAAUGGGAGGCAGUCGAUAUACCGCAUGACUGGGCUAUCAGAGGGCCAUUCAAUGCUCCAGGGGUCAGUGGUGCCAUGGGAAGACUACCAUCUAAUGGCGUAGGCUGGUACCGUCGUGUCGUAUCUUUUAGUGCUGAGGAUGCCGGCAAGACCAUUUUCCUGGACGUUGAUGGCGCAAUGUCAUACGCGGCAGUCUGGCUUAAUGGCAACCUCGUGGGGGGUUGGCCGUAUGGGUACGCCAGUUUCCGACUUGAUCUAACGCCGUACGUCAAGACUGGAGCGGACAACACCUUAGCAAUACGUCUUGACAAUGCUUUGGAUAACUCUCGCUGGUAUCCAGGCGCGGGUAUCUAUCGGAACAUUUGGCUUGUUAAAUUAAACCCGGUGCACGUGGCCCAGUACGGGACAUUCGUCACUACGCCCACGGUCUCGUCCUCUUCCGCAACUGUCAGCCUGGUAGUCGAUAUCGAGAACAAAGGCAACAGCAGUCAAAUAGUCGACGUCGUCACCGAGAUUCGGCCUCAAGAUCAGUCUGGUGUGCAAGGCAGUGUUGUGGCUACCCUGUCAAAGGCAUCGGGAACUGUCGCCGCAGGUGGAAAAGCAGUCGUCAGUGCUUCCGCAACCGUUGCCAGCCCCAAGCUGUGGGGACCCAAGCCGGAUCAGACACCGAAUCUGUAUGUUGCUACCACCAGAUUGUCCGUCAAUGGACAAGUGAUUGAUGCUUACUUGGGCACAGCUUUUAACUACCGAGCACAAGAGAGGCAGUUCCAGAUACUCCAGGAGAUGGGCAACAAUGCGCUGCGCACCUCCCACAACCCGCCUGCCCCUGAAUUCCUCGAGCUAGCCGAUAAAAUGGGGCUUGUAGUGCUUGAUGAGAUCUUUGAUUGCUGGAAGCAGUCUAAGACCAAGAACGACUUUUCUCUUAUUUUUGACGAUUGGCAUGAGCCGGACCUCCGCCUCUUUAUCCGCCGAGACCGUAAUCACCCGUCCGUUAUCGCCUGGUCUUUUGGUAACGAGAUUCCUGAGCAACAAGGUGCCGCUGGGGGCACUAUUGGUGCUGAGCUCCGCGGAAUCAUCCGUGACGAAGACUCUACUCGACAGACUACUGCUGGCAUGAACUCGGCUAGUCCUGAUCAGGCCCUCUCAGCUCAAGUCGACAUUGUUGGACUCAACUACAACGGCGAAGGUAUCGGCGUCUCAACUUCAUCUGCAUGGCCAGGCUUCCGCUCAAAGUUUCCGAACAAGAUGAUGUGGGGCUCGGAAACCUCAUCAUGCCUUAGUUCCCGUGGAACGUUCGUCUUCCCCGUUACCAGCGGCAUGGCGGCGGUAGUAAGCGGUAAUAGCGGUGGUGGUGAGGACACCGUAGGCAUGCGGGUGAGCGCUUACGACUUGUACUCAGAUUGGUGGGCCUCGGGCUCUCCAGAUAAGGUCUUUUUCAUGCAGGAUAAGUACCCCUACGUCGCUGGAGAGUUUGUUUGGACGGGUUGGGAUUACCUAGGCGAGCCGACUCCCUUCAACGACAAGGCGCGAAGCUCCUACUUUGGAAUCAUCGACAUGGCGGGUUUCAAAAAGGACCGCUUCUACCUGUAUCAGGCGCGGUGGGCUCCCAACGUUCGCAUGGCGCACAUUCUUCCCCACUGGACCUGGCCCGACCGUAUCGGCCAGAUUACUCCAGUGCACGUGUAUUCUUCAGCUGACGAAGCUGAGCUGUUUGUCAACGGAAAGUCGGCUGGCCGUCUUAAGCGCGGAAUCUCGAGCUGGCGCUUCCGAUGGGACAACGUCGUGUACCAGCCUGGCGAUCUCAAGGUCAUCACCUAUAAGAACGGUCAGGAAUGGGCAACUGAUACCAAGAAGACAGUUGGCAAUGCUGCCAAACUCGUUCUCUCGGCCGAUCGCUCCGACAUCAGGGGUGAUGGGCUUGAUCUGUCCUUCAUCACAGCCCGCGUCGUCGACACAAACGGCGAUACUGUUCCCAGGGCUAGCAACUCCAUCAGUUUCUCCAUUACCGGACCAGGGCUCAUCUCUACAACUGACAACGGAGAUCCCGCCGACUUCGCUGUCUUCUCCAGUUUGACGCGCAAGGCGUUCAGCGGUCUUGCACUUGCAAUUAUCCGUAGCAACGCCGGCGCUGUUGGUAACCUCACUAUCAGUGCUGUCUCAAGUGGUCUGACGGGAUCAUCGGUGACUGUCCAAGCCAGAUAG